AUGCCCGACAAGAGCAUCAGCUACUGCCAUUCCAGCCUCACGUUUGAUGAAGACAAACGCCUCGUUGUCAAGGAUUGGGGCUCUCUUGAGGGGACGGAGGUCACAUACAAUGGUGAAGGACAGGGCAAGCGAAGGAAAUUCCAAUGGAUCGUUAGCGGUCAUGGCGUUAUCGAGGAGAAGGACAGCAUUAUCAUCAACGUAAACCCGUUCAUGUCGUUCCAGAUCGUCGUCGCCAAACAUGACAUAUCGUCUCAGGCAUACAUUGAUAAGGUUGACUGGUUCUGUCAGGGCACAGCAACUACCGAAGACCUUUUGGGCGAUCUCAACUUUCCAGACCGUGGAACCGAGCGGCCUACUGGAACCCACACCCCUGACACAGGAGCAAUCCAUCUAAGGAAGAGGCUUGGCGAAGGGAGUUUCGGCGUGGUCACUCAUUUCUGGAACGUUAGUGAUGGGAGCGAGUAUGCCCUGAAGGAGCCUUCCGCGAAGGCUAUUCGAAAGCGAAAGGUCAAUGUUGAUGCGUGGGCGAGGGAGGCUCGCAUCAUGGGUCAGAUUUCGCAUGACAAUGUUGUGAAACUCCUCAAUUACUUCUCGACACCACAUCCCCAACUACUUCUGGAAUAUAUGCCAUGUGGGUCUUUGGAGGACCAGGAGAACAUAUCGGCUGACGAGUGUCUGUCGAUUCGCUGGCAAGGCUUAUGUGCCUUGACAUACCUGCACAGCCACGAGCCGCCAAUAGUGCAUCGCGAUAUCAAGCCGGACAAUAUUCUCGUCCAGCACCGAUUCCCAGGCGACAUCUUUGUCAAGUUUGGGGACUUUGGGCUGCCACGGGACAGUUGCGACUUGUCGACCGUCUGCGGCUCCCAACACUACCUUGCGCCCGAGAUUUACUGCAGAUGGCAGUAUAUCAACUCUGGCGGCAAAGAGAGAACAAGCUAUACUCCGGCUGUUGAUGUCUGGUCUCUCGGCGUGAAGGUCGUUAAGAGAUUCAAAGAGGACUGCAAGCAACGGCCCGACAGGCUGAGACGAUUCCUGUUGGACGCCAUGGUGGUUAUAUCGUCGGACUUGCGGUGCUCGGCCCAGGUCUGCUCUGACCAAGUCGCACUCCCGACCAGUGCAGCUGAGGAUGGCUGUCAGACGCCGACGCCGGCUUCGUACGCCUACGGCGAGGAGCAGACGUCCCGGUACAAUCCGGAGGACCGAGUUGCCGAGAACCAAGAGACCGUGCUCUGGCAGCAGGCCAGCCCUUCUAUCAGACGCACCAACCCCCAAGUCACGUCCAUCGGCCUCGAAGGCGACUCGAAAGAGGGCAGCGGCUAUAAAGACAUCAUCAUCGUCGUCGUCGUCGUCGGCAAGACGACAAACCAAGCGCCGAGAAAGUCGUAG
Molecule: messenger RNA, 1386 nt
Organism: Phialemonium atrogriseum
Lineage: Eukaryota; Fungi; Ascomycota; Sordariomycetes; Cephalothecales; Cephalothecaceae
Product: kinase-like domain-containing protein
Exons: 4
Coding region: 1-1386 (461 amino acids)
Biological process (GO): mitotic DNA damage checkpoint signaling; protein phosphorylation
Cellular component (GO): nucleus
Molecular function (GO): protein serine/threonine kinase activity; ATP binding
Source: RefSeq, a predicted model, not a curated record